AUGACGAAGCAGGCACAGAUUCCGGAGGUGCUAAAGAAGGAGGUCAGAUCACUGCUAAUAGCUGCCAAAGGGGGCUUAACACCAGCAGAGCUGGAAGAGGAGUACCUGACCAUGAUUGGCAAACCUCUCCCUGUUUGUGACCUGGGCUUCCAAUCCACCUUGGAGCUGGUGGCAGAUAUGCCUGAUGUUGUCAGAAUCUGCCCUUCUAAGAAAGGCACUUCUGUCCUGAAAGCUAUUGCAGAUGAGACCACCAAAAAGAUUGCCAAGCUGGUUGCCAGGCAGAGAGGUGGCAGGGCAGGGAAGAGAGCUGCUGUGAAGGCAGAUGCUGCUUCUUGCUCUUGGAAUCCCCAGUGCUUCCCUCAGAUGGGCAGGGCUCCUGUCCUGCCAGCAGCAGUGAAGGCUGAGCUGCAGCACCUGCUGAGUUCCUCACCAGUUCUUCUCUCAGACUUUGACAAGGCCUUCUUCAAACACUUUGGCCAGGAGUUCCAGUACACACAGUAUGGAUUUUCCUCUCUGUUUGAGGUCCUCAGCAGUGUAUCUGAUAUCAUUGUGAUCGAGCAGACAGGAGCAGGUUCCUUGCUGACCCUGAAGAACCAGCUGGAGAAGGAAGAGGUGCUGCAAGGUGAGGCAUUCAACCAAAUCAUUUUUCUCUUUGCAGCAGCACCUGCAGCUGAGAAGCCUCCUUUGGAAUCCAGCCAUGAGACACAGAGCUUGUACCUGACAGCAGAAGAGAAGUCAGAGCCAGUCCAAGCACAAACAGGAGGUUUGGGUGAUGGCCUCCAAAAACCUCAAGAUUUGGAGCAGUCCAUACUAGACAAGUUGGUACUGACUCCAGAAAUCCCCCCCGAUGCUGUUCAGGACAGCAGCCUUUGUGGUUUACCCCCACUGGAGAGAAGGUGCAUGGUGGGAGUCUUUGUGGGGUUCAUCGUCUCUCCAAGCCAGUUCUACAUCCACAUCUGCAGCAGGGAACCCCCUGAUGAACUACUGGAGAUGAUGAUUGACAUGAGACGCUGUUACUCAGACAGACGCCUCUGCGAUCGCUACGUCAUGCCCGAGGGCUCAGUGCGGCCUGGGCAGCUCUGCUGUGUGCGGGUCGCCGCGUGGUGGUACCGAGUCAUCGUCCACCAGGUGCUCAGCCACCAGCAGCUGGAGGUCUUCUAUGCAGAUUAUGGAAACCUCGAGCUCGUCCCAACGUCUGCCCUGAGAUUCCUCAAGAGGUGCUACUUGAAGCUCCCUGCUCAGGCCAUCCCAUGUUCCUUGGCAGGAGUAAAGCCCACAGAGGAUACAUGGUCCAAUGCAGCAACUCUCCUGUUCAAGGAGUUGUGUGGCUCCAAACUACUUGUGGGCUUUGUGGAUGAAUAUGUUCAUGGCAUUUUGCAUCUCUUCCUGUGUGACACAUCCACCAAGGAGGAUGUCUACUUCCACAGUGUUUUGAGCGCUGGGGGACAUGCUGCCAUCUGUGAAGAGAACAUUCCUUCCCAGGGAUUCAUGGAACUGAAUCCUCUGGCCUUGUAUGUUCAGCCCAGCAGGCAGCAGGAGAAUGCUGAACUGGUGGAGCCAGACCUUGGCUUGCCUCAGGAAUCUCUAAAUGCAGACAGUGAAACAGCAAGCUCAAAGCUGGAUGGGAAUCAACAGUGUGACCAGCAGUGGCACCUGUCUGCUAAGAAGGAGGCACAAGAUGAUGUGUGGCCACUUUUGGAUGAAGGGAGUGCCCCAAGGACAACAGACCAAGACCCUGAAGUUGUGCAGGGGGAUACAAAUGAAACUCCUGUGGAGCUUAUGGCAGUAGUUAAGACAUCUCCUUCCCUUGGAGAGCCCUCACUGCCUGCUGUCUUAUUCACAGUGAAAGACUUUGACACCUCCUUUGUCUACUUCAAGCAGGCAGCAGCAGUGAGCCAAGAUGACCCUGAUCAGAUGGAAAGAUUUUCCAAGGAGGCCCAACCUUGUGAAGCUGUGCAUCCCUCCGUGCUCCUGACAGCAAUGCCCUUUAUGCUGGACAAUCAUAACGACGAAGAACAAAUGAAGAACAAAGAUGUUCCCAGUAGUCCUGCAGCUGGCCUGUGCUGUGCCCCUGGGCUGGCUGACCAUGGGCUGUCUCAGAAGCUCUAUGUCCCUCCUGCCAUGCUGUCUACAGUGUUGGCAUCUGCACGUUUGACCUCAUCCACUGGCUCUUUCCAGUGGCUCCCCUGCCUGAGAAAGAAGAUGUGA
Molecule: messenger RNA, 2208 nt
Organism: Indicator indicator
Lineage: Eukaryota; Metazoa; Chordata; Aves; Piciformes; Indicatoridae
Product: tudor domain-containing protein 5-like
Biological process (GO): spermatogenesis
Source: RefSeq, a predicted model, not a curated record